Carassius auratus (goldfish) is the source of this 1669-nucleotide messenger RNA. RefSeq names its product small integral membrane protein 14. The record is from RefSeq and is a predicted model, not a curated record. NCBI's taxonomy places the organism in Eukaryota, Metazoa, Chordata, Actinopteri, Cypriniformes, Cyprinidae. Gene Ontology annotation, cellular component: endoplasmic reticulum. The transcript is spliced from 5 exons. Bases 201 to 515 code for a protein of 104 amino acids.
CUAAAUUUGCUUCCCUGAUCUUUAUCCAAAACACAGCCGGAACAUCAUCCGGAGCUCGGAGCUAGGAGCCAAGCAGCAGUGUAAACAAGGAGUGUUUGCACUGGAUCUCUCAGAGGGCAAUAUUCACAUUCCGCUGCUCCUGCUAAAGCGAAGAGUUUAACUUAAAUCUCUUAGAGUGAGUUUUCGACUCAUCGGAGAGGAUGGCAGAGGGAGGUUUUGACCCCUGUGAGUGUAUCUGCUCUCAUGAACAUGCCAUGAGGAGACUCAUCAGCCUGCUGAGACAGUCCCAGUCCUACUGUACAGACACCGAGUGCCUUCAGGACAUGCCGGGCCCCAGCUCCUCAGUGGAAGGGGACAUCACUGUACCCAUGAUCAUUAUGGGAUGGCUGGUGCUAGCUCUCAUGCUCUUUCUGAUCCGGCCAGCCAGCAUGAGGGGCCCUUCAGCCAGCAGCAAGCCCUCCGGUCCCCGAGGUAAUCCUGGCAGAGAUCCUCCAGCAGCUCCUCCUGUAGACUAGAGCUCUUCUCAUGGAUCCUUCCAUCAGCUUCCACCUGAUCAGAUACUGUGACGAAUAUAGAACUCGUUAGUUUCCUUCAUCUUUCAGUGUUUCAAAUCUCAGAUUCUUUAGUCCAAUAAUGGGGGUGGAUUUAUACAGACUCUUGGAUAGCAAGGUUUAUGUACAGUUUGUUACAUUUCAAAGGAGGAAGUUGAUGAAACAAUGUUUUCCAGGUUUAUAUAUGUCUUCAAUUUUUUUUUACUUCUUCUUUCUAUAUGUUUGUUUUGAAGCAUUAUUAGGCAUUCGGCAAGUUGUUAAUAUGACAUAAACCUAGCCUAGAUCAGCCUGGAUUUAAAUCGUGUUUUAGACUCGAGGUUAGGUAUAAAUCUGGUUAUUUUUGAAGGCGUAGAGGAUCAUGUUCUUGACUUUACAGACAUCAUGUCAUUGAGUGAGCCAUGGCUCAUUCUAAACACAGAUGUAAUUGAAAUGAUUCACACAUUUGAGGCUGACCGAGUCCACUUCUUAAAGGGAUAGGUCACCUUCAGUUGCCGGUACCCAUUGACUUGCAUAGAGUUCUUGUUUAUUUUUUCAACUGAAGGUGAACUAUCCCUUUAAAUCAAAAUGUUGGGCAAGAGGAAAUAAUAAAAAAUGGGCGUCUUCCAGUUUUUACUUGACUCUGUCAUGGUCUGGGAUAGACUAAAACAUCUAAAACGGACCUCUCCACCCUGAACACUGUUUACUCUCUAAAUCACUAAAAGAAUCACUAGUACAGCCAGUGAAAUGCCAUUCUUAGGAGUUGCUUGCACUUGCUCAGGAAUCAUUAUGUAGCUGUAUUAUCCACAUGACUUAAAUGGUAUGAAUAGCUGUCAAAUUUCAGAAACGGUGGCUUUCAAAAUAAGCUUUGAAUUGGGCAUGCUGCAAUUUCGGUAAUAUUUGCAAAGAGUGAGAUUCUGUUUCGGAUGAGCUUAAACUCUAGCACUUUCGUUCUGGCUCCUUUACAACAGCUCCAGAAAAACACCAACGAUAGGAUGCUGUCUCUUCAGUGCUUUGAGAAGGUUUGAAUGUCUUAAUUGGUUGGACUUAAUAUGUGAGUUCUGUCUAUGUACACUGUUCUAUGAGAAAGGGCUUCAUCUAUGCACUUUUGGUUUCUACAAAUAAAUCUGAUGAUUAAUAGC